This is a messenger RNA of Necator americanus (New World hookworm), 321 nucleotides long. RefSeq lists its product as uncharacterized. The coding region runs from base 1 to 321 and encodes 106 amino acids. The record is from RefSeq and is a predicted model, not a curated record. NCBI's taxonomy places the organism in Eukaryota, Metazoa, Nematoda, Chromadorea, Rhabditida, Ancylostomatidae. The transcript has a single exon.
AUGAUACCCUUAGUAGCCGCAAAAAUGACUCUUACGACAUGGACAGUAUACACCUUGGAUAUCGUAGGUACGAAAGUUGAUGAGAGUGCAACCGGUGCUCAGUUAUCCUCGUUUCUGUUCGACCUCUCUCACACAUCGGUUGUCCCUUCGCAACUUGGGAUGCAGCAGCUGGUCGGUUGUACUGAUGAACGAGAGGAGAGAGUGACUGGCACGGGGGAAUGCCAGACACUCAGCAUCUGUGGUCAACCUAUAUCCGCAGCUUGCUUUUUGGCACUGUCACCACUCCUAUUGCUCCUGAAAUCAGAAACCACAGCGAAGUGA